CUCCAGAACCGGACCGGCCUCGGGCUGCUCUGCUGCUGAGAGCUGUUACAUUACAUCCGGUUAAAGAGAGACUCUGCGGGCGGAACCGAGCCGCUGAGCUGAUCUGACUCCAGCGGGACCAUCUCCUCGGUAUCUCCUCCGGUAGUUCUCUCAUGAUGGCAGCAGGCCGCCCGGUCCCGGUCCCGGUCCCGGUCCCGGUCCUCUGCGUCCUGCUGUGUUGGUGUCUCCGCCUCGGAGGCUGCUUCAACCUGGACUCUGAGAACCCGUCCGUGUUCAGCGGACCGGAGAGGAGCUACUUCGGAUUCUCAGUGGACUUCUUCAAACCUCAGAACAACCAGAAGUCGGAUGUUCUGAUUGGAGCUCCUCGGGCGAACACGACCUCCCCCAGCAGUGUGGAGGAGAGGGGGGCGGUGUACAGCUGUCCCUGGAGGAGCUCCUCCUGCCAGCAGCUGCAGUUUGACAGCACAGAUGACAGGAGGAACGCUGAAGGAGCUCAGAUGGAGUUUAAAUCCAAGCAGUGGUUCGGUGCCUCGGUACGAUCUGAUGGAGAACACAUCCUGGCCUGUGCUCCUCUGUAUCAGUGGUCGACCUUCGGUGUUUCUGAGCGCGAGCCGGUGGGAACGUGUUACCUGAAGAAAGGAGGGACGGUGGUCGAGUACUCGCCCUGCAGAUCAGGUCCCGGCUCACCUGAGAUGCAGGGCUUCUGCCAGGCCGGCUUCAGUGUGGACUUCAUGAAGAAGAACAACAGAGUGGUGGUGGGAGGACCUGGCAGCUUCUACUGGCAGGGUCAGCUGAUUUCCGAUGACGUCUCUCAGAUCUUUGCCGGGUUUGACAAUAAUAAGUACAUCACUUCGUACGUAAGCACGCUCGCCACCAAGUCGUCCAGCGCACAGUACGACGACAGUUACCUAGGAUACUCUGUGACAGUUGGAGACUUCAACGACGAUGGAGAAGAAGAUUAUGUGACCGGAGUUCCUCGUGGAGACAAGGCGCUGGGUUACGUGAACAUCUUCAGCGGAACCAACAUGGAGUCCAUGGUGAACUUCACAGGAACACAGAUGGCGGCCUACUUUGGACACUCGGUGGCAGCGACUGAUGUUAAUAAUGACGGUCUGGUGGAUCUGCUGGUCGGAGCUCCUCUCUUCAUGGACCGAGGGUCGGACGGGAAACUGAAGGAGGUCGGACAGGUGUCCGUGUAUCUGGGUCGUGGUGGGUUUUCCUUCCACCCCCCUCAGAUGCUCACAGGGUCGGAGGUUUACGCCAGAUACGGAUCCGCCAUCACAGCGCUGGGAGACCUGGACAUGGACGGAUACAACGAUGUGGCCAUCUCUGCUCCGUAUGGCGGCCCCGACCGUCACGGCUUGGUCUACAUCCACAACGGUCGCCCUCAGGGACCCGACGCUUCACCUUCCCAGGUCCUGCAGGGGAAGUGGGCGUCCAGCUACAUGCCCGCUAGCUUUGGAUACUCCAUGACUGGAAAUACUGACAUAGACCAGAAUGGAUAUCCAGAUUUAAUAGUCGGGGUGUUCGGAGCAGACAAAGCUGUUUUAUACAGAGCCCGUCCAGUGAUCAGUGUGAACGCCACGUUAGAGAUGACGCCUCAGAUCAUCAACCCAGAGGAGAAGACCUGCACCCUCCCCGGUACCUCCACCCCGGUGUCCUGUUUCAAGGUGACGUACUGUCUGAAGGCCAGCGGCCGCGGAGCUCCAGCUACUCUCAACUUCCUCGUGGACCUGAUGUUGGACCGUCUGAAGCAGAAGGAGGCGACGAAGCGCGUCCUCUUCUUGCACAGUCGGACCUUCCAGUACGCCAAGAACAUGACGGUGUCCAACGGCAAAGGGCCCACCUGUGAGGAACAGCACGUCUACCUCAGGGACGACCGUGAGUUCCGGGAUAAGAUCACGCCGAUCUCCGUGGCGAUGGAGUACAGUCUGGACUACCAGCGGGCCGCCGACCGAACCGGACUGCUGCCGAUCCUCGACAUGUCGGCGCCGUCCAACGUCACCAAGCAGGCUCACAUCCUGUUGGACUGUGGAGACGACAACAUCUGUAAACCUGACCUGAAGCUGUUGGUGAACAGCGACCGCCAGCAGAUCUACAUCGGCGACGACAACGCUCUGACUCUGGAGAUCAGCGCUGAGAAUCAGGGCGAGGGAGCCUACGAGGCCGAGCUCCACGUCUACCCUCCGCAGCAGGCCGACUUCACCGGGGUGGUCCGCAGCCAGACCCUCAGCAGACUGUCCUGCGCCUACAAGAAGGAGAACCAGACCAAGAUGGUGGUGUGUGACCUGGGAAACCCCAUGAAGGGAGGAACCAAGGUGCUGGCAGAGCUGCGGUUCAGCGUUCACCAGCUGUCGGAGGAGGACACCUCGGUGAAGUUUGACCUGCAGAUAGUCAGCUCCAAUCAGUUCAACAACACGAGUCCUCGAGUCUCCAGCGUCACCCAGCUGGCCAUCCUUGCCAAGGUCUUCAUCAGAGGGACGUCGUCUCCCGCUCAGGUGCUGCUUCCCAUCGCCAACUGGAAACCUAAAGAGCCUCCUCGUCACGGAGACGACAUCGGACCUCAGAUAGUACACGUCUACGAGCUCCUGAACAGCGGGCCCAGUACCAUCAGUAAGGCGGCGUUGGAGGUGAAGUGGCCGUACCGGUAUAAGAACGGCUCGCUGCUCUACAUCACCCAUUUCGACACCGACGGACCGAUCAACUGUACCACCGACGUGGAGAUCAACCCGCUCAACGUCUCCGUGAACACGUUGACCUCGGGAGGGGGAGGGGGGAACACCAGCGUGGUUCCUCCCAGAGAACGAGAGACGGAGGGACGGAACCGAAACCUCGUCCGUGAGAAGAGAGACCUGGAGGCACGAGACGCUCAGAACGACCUGCAAAUACUGGACUGCAGCACAGCAGAGUGUCUGCGUCUGAAAUGUCAGGUCGGUCGUCUGGAGAGGAGGAAGAACGCCAUCCUCUUCAUCUACUCCAACCUGGAUGUCAAAAACUUCCUGAAGGCUGAGAAUCAGAACCGUUCGUACGUGGUCCGAUCGACGGCGUCCUUCAGCGUCAUCGAGAUGCCGUACAAGAACCUGGCGACGGAGCUGCCGUCCAACAGCACCACUGUGAGUGUGUCGGUGACGUGGUUGGCAGAAGGUCUUCAGCCGAUACCGGCCUGGGUGGUGGCUCUGGCUGUACUGGCAGGACUGCUGCUGCUGGCGCUGCUCAUCUUCAUCAUGUACAAGUUGGGUUUCUUUAAGCGGGUCCGCCCCCCCCAGGAGGACUCCACUGAGAAGGAGCAGCUGCAGCCGGAGGAGAACGGCAACACGGACGCCUAGAGGUCAUAGAGGUCAAAGGAAGGAAGUCCAGGAGAGACACAUUCAGGGUAAAAUGGCCGUGGAGAUGAUUUCACUGUAUUCACUGUUGAGUGUCAGAUAAUGGUACUGGGUUAGGUUUUAAUAAGGGUGUUUUUCUUUUGUUCUUAUUAGUCAUGUUGUGUUUGUGCCAAAAGAGAAGCUCCGCCUGCGUUACACGGGUCCCAGAUGAAAUCCUCAAAGCUCAAUGUUUUAGGAACAUUUUGGGAAAUGUUCUUUGUUGCAGAGAGAGAGAUGUUCAGAUGGACACCGAGCAGCUGCUUAGCUUAGCUUAGCAUAAAUACUGGAAACAGCUAGCCUGGCUCUGUCCAAAGGUAACGCCAGCCCGGCUAACGGCCAAUCCCCACUGAAAGCCUUUUGAUGCAAGCGAGCCAUGCUAUCUGUUUCCAGUCUUUAUGCUAAGCUAAGCUACCCAGCUGCUGGCUCUAGCUUCAUAUCGACCGUGCAGACAUCUAAAAAUAGUUCCCAAAAUGUCCUUUUAGCAUAAUGACCAAAACGUUGUCGGUUCCAAUAUGCAUAUGUUUAAGUUUUGUGGAGAUUGGAGGCUUUCGUCUGCACCAGAGCUCGUGGAGUUUGGCCUGAUAUUGAACCCAAACUGAUUGAGGAACUGGAGGUGCUUGUUGCCCACUAAAGUCCAGAACUGCUGAUAAAUUGAAGUCAUUUUUUUUUCAACCAAUGAAUUUGAGCUGUUGCUCCUGUAGUGUGACCUCUGUGGGUCUGUAAAGGACAGAAGAUCUGGACUCUGGGAUAGUCUGAGAUCAGAUUCUGCUCCGAGGUUAGCCGUGAAGCUAUCUCCAUUAGCUCCCGUAAAGGGCUAGCCAGCCUGGGAUCAUCCUCCCUAUGUUCUUGAUAUAAACCAACAUUGUAAGAGAUUGGUGAGGGAUAUCUUCGUCGUUCGAAUUGCAAAAGAACGAAGAGAGACGGACGUUUCAAAUGCAGUUUGAAUGGUAAAAAUGUGUCCAGCCACUGUGGAGAUAUCAACGUCUAAAGUCAAGAAUCAGUCCUGAUAACAUCAGUAGGCUGUAGGUGAUGUUAACAUACAGCAGGGUCCUCCCAGGGUCCAUGCAAAAUACAAUACAAUGAAAACAAAUGCCUUAUUGCAGCGACGUGAUUAAUUGUAUUAUUCAGCAGUAUAUAUGAGACAGCAAUAGUGCAGCAAUAAGUGAGAUAAUCUGCAUUCAGGUCUCUGUAUUUUUGGAUGAAGAUGGUUUAUUGUGCUACGAUGAUGAUAUGGGAUGAUGAGGAGUGUUACAGUAAUAUAUUUACUCUGAUAUAUUCUUUCUGCUUUCUGUGUGUGUGUCGGGGGGGGGGUUGAGUCAUUACUGCUCUGCUUUGGGAUUUUGGUGUAUUUAGUAUUUUUUAUGUAUUUCCCACAAAACCAUGGUGAUAAUUGCGAUAGUGAGUCCGGCUCAUUUCAACUCCAUCAAGAAAUGUAUUUUUUCCUUCUUCUUUUUUUUUAUAGAAAAUGAUGUUUGGGUGGACGAUCAAUGCAAGUGAUGAGUUUGGAAUUUGUAAACUUGACCAUUGGCUUAACGCCCCCCACCCUCCCCUCAGUAUUUGGAUUUCUUAACGGUGUACAAGAAGCAUUUAAAAAAAAAAAAAAAAAAGGUGUAAGUGAUCAAACUUAAACUUCAAUCGUUAGCAUGUCUGGCUAGCUAGCUUACUAGCACACUACUACACUGGAAGUGUACGAACGGACGAAGCCGAAUUGAGGCACAGCACUAGAGUUGUUAGCCCCAGACUGUUAGCAUGAUAUCAUGGAACUGAUCUUCGGAACGACUCAUUUUGACUCACUCAGAAUGAACACACUAACAUGCUCAUCCGGCUCUUAACAACAGAGGAGUGCUCUCCGGCGCGGCGCUGAAGGGCGAAAAGUGUACGAAACACCGCUAGUCUACGUUAGACAUAAAGACCAGUUUUGUGAGAUUCUCGUCAUAAAACGAAUCAGCUGGAAGCAUUGAAAAAAAUGACUAUGAAUUUUGACGAUAGAUCUGCCGCCAUUAUUGUCAUCGUAAACCGUACGUGCGCCGUGCACGAGAACAGAAAGACUGACCAGCGUAGCAACAGUAACUAAGGAGGGCGGGGCUUAACGAACAGUCAGUUAGCGACAGUUGGAACUUUCCCGCCCUGCACUGAGGCUUCUUUGUUUUCCACUUGUUGUCUUUUUUUUUUUUAAAUAGUAUUAUUUUUUUUGUAACUGGCAGCUUUGCUGAGAACAAAAAUGAGAAAAGCAGGUUGCCAUUUUAUCUUCCGGGGAGUUUGUGAGUGACGGUGUGUGUGUGAGUGUAUAUAUAAAAAAAUACAAAAAAACCCAACUUUGCUAUGAAUUUACCCAUAUUGGGUUUGCAUCAUGAAUUAAUGUUAAUGAUAAUUUUAAAUAUAUAUAUUAAUCCAUUUAACAAUCACAAUGAAAUAACUCCACGGGAACACUUUUAGCACAUUGUACGUCGUUUUGUUUUCUUAUUUACUGCUUUGGUGUUCACGCUGAAUAUCCUCAACUGCCGUCAUGAUCUCAUUAGAAGUUAGUGAGGGAUGCAUCGAUACAGGAAAAUAGACUUUAAAUCUCCUGUUCAUAUCUCAGUCGCUUGCAGUUAGAACAUGUAAAAAGUUGGAUUUUUCACUUCAUAUAUUGUUUAAAGUUUAAAAAUGACAUUAAACCAUUUUACGAGGGUUUAUGUGCUGGACUAUUUCCUGGCCGGUUGCAGUGACUUCAUCUUUACGCUGAGCUAACUGUGCUAGCUGUAGCUUCAUAUUAAAGACUUAAGACUAUCAAUCUUCUCAUCUAAUAAGUGUAUUUCCCAAAAUAUUCAACUGUUACUUUAAAACUUGGUAUUUCUCUAUGAUAUUAAAUAUUCCUGACGGAGUUUUGAUGGCUUUGCUAGCAUCAGAGCUAUCUUGUUUGAUAAUCAUUAAAGACCCUGAAAACUUAGUUUCUAAUCUUUAAUAUUUCUAAACAGCAAAGUUUUAAAAAUACACUCUUAUAACAGUAUUUAGAGUUUAACCCUCAAAAACAUCAGGACUUGUUGGUUUGUUCAGAUUUGAUUUUGAUGUAAAUGUUGCUGAAUUCUUUUUUGGUGCACAAGAAAGCCUUUUUCUUGUUGAAUCCCGCCAUCUUCAAACCAGCGAGACGAGUUCAGUUAAAGUUGACAAAUACAAGAAUAUUUCAUGUGAAACGACCACAACUCCUCCAACGUUAAACUGCGUAUUCAUGUUGAACCUCAGAGCAAGAAGCUGAUUGAGAAAAUAGGUUUUGAGGGUCUUUAGGUCAGUUUAUUAAAGCUGAUAAAUGCUCAGUACGCAUCAACAUUUAUUACACUACCAUCAUGUGUGAAGUCUGGACCAAUCACAACAGGCCAUUGACGUUACAAUAAGUUAUCUCGGCAUUAAAAAUGUUUUAGAAAAAGAUUUCUGUCAUAAUCAACCAGAUGCACUGGUCGCCUUCCACAGCACGGUAGCAAUCAUUUCUGUUUUAGCAAGACUACCAGUUGGAAAACAGAUUUAACUUCUGUAAUUAAAAGACAUAAAUGACCUUGGCCCAUCCAGAAUUGAAAUCCUGGCACUGCGCCUGCAUUGUAGGUAAAAAAGAAAGAAAGAUUAAAGUCGUACAUUUAUAAGAAAAAAUGUGGAUAUUCUCUGAAAAUAUAUAAAUUUGCGAGAAAAGAACUCUGGAAAACUUGUUUUGUUUUUUGUCAAGGAGCCACAUCGCUUCACUUUGUAAGGUUGGAUCAUCAAAUUUGUGACUUAAGUCCCAGGGAGUUUUUUCUCGCAAAUGUUUGACUUCAUAAUCUCAGAGAAUAUUCAAGUUGUUUUCUUGUAAAUUUAUGAGUUUUUUUAAAUGUACAACUUCAAUCUUGAAGUUCUUUCUCUGAAUAUUACCCCUUCCCCCAGCUCCGUUAAUAUUAUUGUUAUUUUUGAUUUUUUUUUCACCUACAAUGGCCCUAAUAUGCCGUUGUACACUGCACUCUUCAAACUUUUUAUAACGAUUUUUCUAAGGAUGUUUGUGUUUUUUCACUCAUUCACCAGCAGGACUGAAGUCAGUUCACUCAGUCAGCAACUUACUGAAAUAUCUGUGGUGACUUCUCUCAUUCUCUCACAGCUGAAUUAUAGAAAAGGUUUAUAUAUUUUAUUAUAUAAGGGGAGCCUAAAGGAAGAAGUAAAAGUGACUGAACAUAGUGAUCUGAAGUCUUUCUGUCGUGUUUGAGGGGUUGUAACUGUGUUUUAUAUUUAAUACUACCGUCCUUCUGUCUGUCUUUCUUUCUUUCUGCCAUGAGAACAUUUAUGGACUGUUUUUGAUGUUUGUAUUCUUUCACCUAGAGAAUAAAAAAAAUAACUAUUUCAUAAAGAGAUGAUUUCAACUUUGAAAUAAACUGAUUUGUUCACAUUUUA
This is a messenger RNA of Sebastes umbrosus (honeycomb rockfish), 7748 nucleotides long. It is a transcript of the gene itgav, whose product is annotated as integrin, alpha V. Bases 153 to 3326 code for a protein of 1057 amino acids. The record is from RefSeq and is a predicted model, not a curated record. The transcript is spliced from 32 exons. Gene Ontology annotation, molecular function: integrin binding. Gene Ontology annotation, biological process: cell-matrix adhesion; cell adhesion mediated by integrin; angiogenesis. Lineage: Eukaryota; Metazoa; Chordata; Actinopteri; Perciformes; Sebastidae. Gene Ontology annotation, cellular component: external side of plasma membrane; integrin complex.